Molecule: messenger RNA, 417 nt
Organism: Guyanagaster necrorhizus
Lineage: Eukaryota; Fungi; Basidiomycota; Agaricomycetes; Agaricales; Physalacriaceae
Product: actin depolymerizing factor
Exons: 3
Biological process (GO): actin filament depolymerization
Cellular component (GO): actin cytoskeleton
Molecular function (GO): actin binding
Source: RefSeq, a predicted model, not a curated record
CAGUCCUCUGGAAUCGGUGUCAACUCCGAGUGCCUCGAAAAGUACCAGGAACUCAAGCUUGGCAAGAAAACCAAGUACAUCAUCUUCGCACUCAGCAAGGAGAAGACGGAAAUUAUCGUGGAGAAGACUUCAGAGUCCACAUCCUACGACGAGUUCGUUAGUGAUCUCCCGGAGGCGGAGUGCAGGUGGGCCAUAUAUGACUUUGAGUUCGAGAAAGAAGGCGCGGGCAAACGAAACAAGAUUUGCUUCUUCUCCUGGUCUCCCGAUGAUGCGAAGAUCAAAGACAAGAUGUUAUUUGCCUCGUCCAAGGAUGCGUUGCGACGUUCUUUUGUCGGUAUUGCGGUAGAGAUCCAAGGAACUGAUUUUAGCGAAGUCGCGUAUGAGAGUGUGAUGGACAAAGCCUCUCGUGGCGCCUAA